Messenger RNA from Didymosphaeria variabile, 648 nucleotides. RefSeq lists its product as uncharacterized. Bases 1 to 648 code for a protein of 215 amino acids. The transcript has a single exon. The record is from RefSeq and is a predicted model, not a curated record. Lineage: Eukaryota; Fungi; Ascomycota; Dothideomycetes; Pleosporales; Didymosphaeriaceae.
AUGUUUAGCUACGGAGCGCAACAUCACCCUUCACACCUCAACGCCCACAACAACCAUAACCACCAUGGUGGCCGGUCGCGCAGGGCACCCCGGAUCUCGGCGGCGCAGCACAACAAGCAGUUCCGCCAAGUACGGACCCCAAAAGAGUUUGUCGUAGAGCCGCCAACCCUGCUCGCCUUCCGCCGCGACUUCGAGGCCGCCAGGUCGUUCGAUCUCGAGGACGACGAGCUCUUCUGCCCGUUCCACCUGCUCACCGAGGACGAUGUAAGUGCCAUGACGCUUCCGACUGGCGAUGUUCGCCACCCGAUGUCAUCGGCCGACCAUGCGCUAACCUUCGACCAACAGCUCCAGUCCAUACACUCCUCUGGCUCCGACCGCUCGUCCCUGUCAAGUGGUUCACCUGAACAGUCGCCACUGCAGCACCAGCUGCAGCCGACUCCUUCCUUUGUCUUAUCUUCUGCGCCUAAUCCCUACACUCCGGCUUCCUUUCAGUCGAGUAAUGCUUCUCAAACAAAGCUUCACCAGCCGCUAGCUCAGCGCACUCGCAAUGCCAUCCCCAUCGUAGACCCAUCCACGCGUGCUGUUGCUAGCCCACCCCCAUCUGUCUCGCCAAACCGACAGAUGCAGCAGCAGUUCCGGCGCUGGUAA